AUGAUGAAUGUAAUUGAUGUAGACGAGCCUAAGGUUGGGAUGAUGUUCGAAAGUUAUAAACAGUUGCUUGAGUAUUACACGGGUUAUGGUAAGCGGUUAGGGUUCCCAGUGAAGAUAAGAUCAUCAACAAAAAGGGAUGAUGGUGAGUUGAAAUACGUGACUAUUGUUUGUUCUCGAUCAGGCAAGUCAAAGUCCACUUCAAAAAAUCCAUUGAAGCCGCAUCCAAGCAUAAAAGUAGGUUGUAAGGCUAAGGAUUGUCGACCGAGUGAAAGCGAUGUCAUUGGGCUUGUUGAUGGUCAACCCAUGAGUGAAGCGAUUGAUAUACUUGGAACACAAGAAAAAUAUUGGGAUGACAGUGCAGAAAAGAGGAAGAUCGUCUAG
This is a messenger RNA of Ilex paraguariensis (yerba mate), 381 nucleotides long. The record is from the annotation of a GenBank genome assembly. NCBI's taxonomy places the organism in Eukaryota, Viridiplantae, Streptophyta, Magnoliopsida, Aquifoliales, Aquifoliaceae.